CGGAUGGAGGCAGAAAAAUACAUUGGACUUGCACUUGCAUUGACAUCGUCAUUGCUGAUUGGAACCAGUUUUAUUAUUACCAAAAAGGGGUUGAUGGAUUCAGCAAGAAAUAACGGCGGUCGUGUCGGGGAAGGCUUUGAUUAUCUCAAGAACCCAAUGUGGUGGGCUGGCACUAGCACAAUGAUUCUGGGUGAAGUGGCCAAUUUUCUCGCAUACUCAUUUGCGCCUGCUAUCUUGGUAACUCCAUUGGGUGCUGGCUCUGUCUUUGUCAGUGCUAUUUUAUCAUCGAUUUUUCUCAACGAGAAUCUUGGACGAGACGGCGUUAUUGGCUGUGUUCUCUGUGUGAUUGGGUCUUUGGUUGUUAUUUUACAUGCUCCAGAGGAAGAUGCCAUCGAGACUGUGGACGACGUGUUUAGGCACUUUGUUCGUCCAGGGUUCAUGAUUUACAUUGUGUUUGUCGCGGCAGUAUCCGUAUACCUCAUAUACUAUGUUGGUCCGCGAUUUGGAAAGCGAAACAUGCUGGUUUACAUCUCCAUCUGCUCGCUGGUUGGCUCAAUAUCCGUCAUGGCAGUCAAGGGCUUUGCUGUGGCAAUCAAACUCACAUUUGCUGGAGACAAUCAACUCUUGCAUCUUUCAACAUGGAUAUUUGGUUUGACAAUGCUCUUGUGUGCCAUGACACAAAUUAAUUAUUUCAACAAGGCACUCGAUUUGUUUUCUACCAAUCGUGUUACUCCCAUCUACUAUGUGUUUUUCACAACUGCUACGAUUAUUGCGUCCAUUAUUCUAUCCGAAGGUGUCAAGCGAUCCACACCGGUUGAAAUGCUUUCAGUUUUAUCGGGAUUCACUACUAUAUUUAUUGGGGUAUUUAUGGUCAAUGGAGCCAAAUCUAAUCAAGCCUCAUUCUUGGACAAGUCAUUAUCCAGACGCACAUCCAUCUCACUUGGACCACGACUGUCAAGUGGCAGUCUUUCAAACAAGGCUAUUGUUAGCGAACAUCAUUUAUUAAAGACGUUUGACGAGGAUCAUUUAGGAUUUUCAGAAGACGAUGAUAUUGUUUAAGACACACGAGUGUCUUUUUCCACAUGCCGCGCACCAUUAGCAUUUUUGGGCCUAGUCAUCCCUUUAUGCUAUGGAGGACCUGCGAAUACCUCGCUUUCCGUUAAACUCUGCUCAUAUAUGGGGUUGAUGUGGUUUUUAUUAGAUGAACUUUUAAUGUUGACUAUUUUUUAAAUCAUAACAUUACUUUUAAACUU
This is a messenger RNA of Batrachochytrium dendrobatidis JAM81, 1253 nucleotides long. RefSeq lists its product as uncharacterized. Gene Ontology annotation, cellular component: membrane. NCBI's taxonomy places the organism in Eukaryota, Fungi, Chytridiomycota, Chytridiomycetes, Rhizophydiales. The transcript is spliced from 6 exons. The coding region runs from base 4 to 1059 and encodes 351 amino acids. Gene Ontology annotation, molecular function: magnesium ion transmembrane transporter activity. Gene Ontology annotation, biological process: magnesium ion transport. The record is from RefSeq and is a predicted model, not a curated record.